GAGGACAGUCUGUCUGGGCUCUGUUUAUCUCCAGCGCUGGUCUGUUUGGGCAGGAGGAGGCCACUGGCUGGACAGGGCGACACGCCUGAAGAUGAAAACACGGAGAGAGAGAGAGAGAGAAACUUCUGCUGGAUAUGCCUUUGGCUGUGUCUCCAGCUCCUUCACACAGAAACUUACCCGGACACUGCGCUUCUCUCUGCUUUAGACUCUGAAACUUUAACCAGCCUCACACUUUUUAACUUUUGUAGCACGGAAUCUAUUUUUUUUAAAAAUCUCGGAGAUUUCGCGGUGAUGAGCUUUCUGCGUAGACGCGCGUGUGUUGAAGCGCGCCCCCUAGCCCAUGCCCGUGUCCGGGAGGGAAGCUGCCUGUGAAAACUGAGGAGCUCAGCUCAGUGUGUGCGGCUAGGGGUCCUCACAUACUCUAACCUGCUCGCUUCUAAGUGCAUUGUUUAAGGGAUCUGCAUAAAGUGGCUCUCACAUCCGCGAGGACUGGCUAGUUCUGAAGGCUGUGCUAUUAAGUUCAGAACCUUUUUUUUGGAAUUACAGUUUCACUAAGAGUUGCCGAUGUUUGACUAAAUGAUGGACACUCAGUCAUUCCAAAGGAAAGGCAUUGUUGUGGAAUGAGAAACUCCUAUCGUCAGCUUGAAGAGCGUGUGGCUUAAAAAAUUCAAAGAUUACUUAUAAUAAAUUCAGAUUUAAAAAAACACUGGAAUACUGCUACUGUUUGUGCUGAACACUUAUCAACAUGAAUCGGGCUUUCAGUAGAAAAAAGGAUAAGAGUUGGAUGCAUUCGCCUGAAGCUCUCACAAAACAUUUUAUACCAUACACCGUAAAGUUUCUUGGCAAUUCUGAAGUUGAACAACCAAAGGGUACAGAAAUUGUGAAGGAUGCUGUUCGUAAACUCAAGUUUGCGAGGCAUAUCAAGAAGUCUGAGGGUCAGAAGACUCCCAAGGUUGAAUUACAAAUCUCAAUCUAUGGUGUUAAAAUCUUAGACUCCAAAACAAAAGAAAUGCUGCAUAAUUGCCAAUUACACCGAAUAUCUUUUUGUGCUGAUGACAAAACUGACAAGAAGAUAUUUACUUUUAUUUGCAAGGAUGCUGAAUCGAAUAAGCACAUGUGUUAUGUGUUCGAUAGUGAAAAGUGUGCUGAAGAAAUAACAUUAACUAUUGGCCAAGCUUUUGACUUAGCCUACAAGAAGUUUCUGGAAACGGGAGGAAAGGAUGUUGAAACAAGAAAACAGAUUGCAAGUUUACAGAAACGAAUUCAGGAAUUGGAAACUGAGAAUAUUGAGUUGAAAAAGAAAGUUCAAGAGAUGGAAAUUAAUGUCAGGGUCACUCAAGGUCCAUCAUCACCAAGAGGAAUGACUCCUCGCUCACCAAGCACAGAUCUGUUUGACAUGGUUCCAUUUUCACCAGCAUCGCCUCUUUUGCCAACACCAUCCAGCAAUGGCACAGAACUUCCUCCUUUACCUGUCAGAUCUUCUGAGACCAGAAGAGAUAUUUUUGGGGCUGAACCAUUUGACCCUUUCACCUCAGGUGGGGGAGAUUUUCCACCAGAUAUUCAGUCCAAACUGGAUGAAAUGCAGGAGGGGUUCAAAAUGGGACUAACUCUCGAAGGCACUGUGUUCUCUCUCGAUCCUCUGGACGGCAGAUGCUGACAUUAAGAAACUGAAUAUUUUCACAUUUGGAUCAUUAAACAUAUAGUGCCAAUGAAGUGCCAAAAAAUAAGUUUUUUUUUUGUUUUCCACAUUGUUUCAUAAUACCUCCCUUGUGUGAAUUUUUAACUUGAUUUUGCUUGCAUUCUCUUCUUAAUUUUCUUUGUCAGGUGAGAAAGUAACAUAGAAAAGUUGGUCACAACUUAUGUUAACAUAAAAUUUGCAUUCUCCCUGACACUUUAUGAAGCUAUCUGUUUCUAAUUUCUAAUACAUAUCCAAGGAAUUGAGCUCUUUUUUAAAAUUAGAAUUAGCAUUGCAUUAUAAUUGUCCUAAUUUUGAAAAGGAUUUUUAUUUAAGAAGCAAGUUCUACAUAUAUUUCAUCCAUCUAUGCAUUUGUGUGAAAAGUUAAUGAUGCAGAGUGUAACCAGAGACAUUGAAUAUAAUGACUUGCAUUUUCACUGGGUCUGUCUGACUUGGGGCCCUUCAGAAAUGGUGAGUGGGGUCCAAUUCUGGCAUUGCCUCUUCCAUUAUCAUUUCCAAAAGCUUUUCCCAGUCACCUGCUCUUUCCAAUUCUGUUGAGGGUGUUUAAUUCGAACCUCACACCUACCCCCACCUCACAUCCAGCUUAUUUCCAGCAGAUGUCUUUCCCACAUCCUUGGAAGGAUAUAUUUAAAGCAUCACUUACAAAAGGUUACUGGGAUACCAGAAGUUAUGUCCCACUGGAUAGUUUUAACUACUCCUCUGGCCUCUUACAGGCUCGCAGAGUCAGACUUUCCUUCUAGUGUAGGUUAGGCAAAGAUUGGUCAAGAUGAGGAAAGUCAUCAGUUCCAUCCAACUCUUCUUCUGUGGGCAUCUCUGGUGUCACUCUCACAGAAGUUUUCCACCACUUGGCUUAUCUAAAAGAUCAUUUCAGAUACCAAUUACUGUGCAUGAAGAUAUGUAUUCUCAUAGCAGUCCUUUUUGCUAGUUAGUACCUAUGCCUCCUUCUACUGCAGUUAUGGUUUACUUUCAAGCUGCUUUUCUACUCCAUGUAAUAUUAUUUAUGCCCAUAUAGGACCAUCUCUUACUCAGUACAGUUGAAAAUGAACAAAAAGAUGUCUUGCUCAUAACUCUUCCCUCAAAUAUAAAUGAUCAACCAUUUGGCCUUUUCUCCACUGCUUCCUGGACUUGGAUGUCUCCUUUGUGCCUCAACUAUAGAUGAAUGUAGUACUAAAAGUGUGGACUGAAUAGAGGAUUGAACACUUUUGGCUUUAUACCUUCAGAUUUACCCUCUGCUGAUCUGGCAGUAAAGCCUAAUCCUCAGUUUGACUCUCUACAUUUAGGGGAUUAUGGUAACUAUUAAGUGUAAAAUAAUUUACAACUCUCUUGCAACCUUUCCUCUUUAAAAGUUCAAUGUAAUUGAGCAGUUUGUCCCCUUUCUGUUCAUCCAAUAUGUAACAUCUUUGAAUUUCCUGUGUUGAAUUUCUUGCCAUUGUUAUCAAUUCAUAAUUAUCUAAGUUCUUCCGUAAAUUAGCUUAGCUAAAUCAUGAUGUUACACUGAUGCCCUCUCUAGAUUUAGUUGUAUCUACUAGUUUGGCUAACCUGCAUUAAUUUUAUGAACCCAGGUUAUUUAGGUAAAUAGAUCCCAGUAGCAACCCCUGAGGAAUGUCACUCAGUACGAGUCACUGGAUUAGUGGUGCUGGAAGAGCACAGCAGUUCAGGCAGCAUCCAAGGAACAGCGAAAUUGACGUUUCGGGCAAAAGCCCUUCAUCAGGAAUAAAGGCAGAGAGCCUGAAGCGUGGAGAGAUAAGCUAGAGGAGGGUGGGGGUGGGGAGAAAGUAGCAUAGAGUACAAUAGGUGAGUGGGAGAGGUGAUAGAUCAGGGAGGAGUUUGUUUCACGACAUGGUUGAAGAGCUUCAGGGCUGAGGAAAUGACUUGGGAGUUGCAGUGGGAGAGGGACUCCCUCAGAUGAGUCAGCCAGUUAUCGAUGCCUGUGUUCUUUGUGAGACAUUUAUUUUUCAAACAUAAAAGCAAAUUACAUAUUACUUUAAGAAGUCAUUUAUUGGUUUUUAAAAUUAAAAACUAGUGCAGAUUAUUUAAAUAUUAGCAAUCAUUUUAAUUUUAUCUCCAACUGUAUUUGGAGUAGUUUAUUAUUCUACCAGGUUACUUAGAUAUGUUUGAAGUGUAUCAUCUGAGGUGUAAUACUAAUCUAUUACUUGAACACUGCAAGAUGAUGAGUUAAAUCAAGAAACAUAAAAUGAAGGGUAAAUCAUUUAAACCUAGCAUUACUUUUACAAAAUCAAUGUAUUUCAAUAAAUUAUUAUAAAUAAAUAUCUGCAUGCUUUGCCAGUAUUUCAUAUAACUGUCUUUCUUGUUUGUAAUAUGCAGAAUCUAACAAGUCUUCCUACUUCUAUCUGCACCUUUUGCAAACGACAUUUUUUUUCGCUUUAAGAUUGGUCACAGUGAUAAUUUUCAGCGCUUUAAAUAUACUUAUCAGUAACCUGAGUAUAUUGUGAGGGUGGUGUAGUGUACCACUGCUUAUAUUAUCAGUGAUACCUUUUUUUCAAAAAUCAAACUGCACCUCUCAAGUAACUGUGUAGUCACUGGUCAGAGAUUAUAACAGAAUAGAGAUAAUUUUACAUGCACAUAAUUGUCUUCUUUUCAAAUCAUUUCCUGUCCCAAAUGUUAAAAUUGCGAUUGUUAGCACAGAAAUGGUGUUGGCAAUAUUUGUUUAACUUCACAUAUCUGUAGGAGUGACUGCUAAUGAAUUAACAAAACUUUGAUUUUUGUCAAUUCACUAGAGAAUAAGUAUAAUUUAGAUUCAUAACUGUAUGUGUUGUACCAGUAUCUGGUACUAUUAAAUAUACAUAAAGAAUACGCUGAACCAAAAAAGUUACGAUUGCUUCAUAGACGCGUACUAUUAUUGACCUUUGUAAACUGGAGGUAGACCAUGUCCGUAACACCAGUGUAUCUUUGUAAUGUCUAUUAGUUGUGAAAGUCUCCUUCGAUUACUGAUAAUAAACUUUUUUUAAAUAGUGAA
Molecule: messenger RNA, 4673 nt
Organism: Hemiscyllium ocellatum (epaulette shark)
Lineage: Eukaryota; Metazoa; Chordata; Chondrichthyes; Orectolobiformes; Hemiscylliidae
Gene: gulp1b
Product: GULP PTB domain containing engulfment adaptor 1b
Exons: 12
Coding region: 746-1657 (303 amino acids)
Source: RefSeq, a predicted model, not a curated record